AUUUAGUUUCUGUUCGACCGCCUAACAGUAUGGGUGCCACACAAAAAUGUGAUCACGCAAAGUAAACGGACGCGUUAUGAGACAUGUAAGGAAGGGCUAACGUUUCUGCCGGCAUAAAAACACGUGAAAUAUGCAACGCCCGCAAGAGGCGCGUGAACUUGAAUGUGAUAUUAGAUGCCUCAUGCAUGAAGUCACUUAGGAAAAAUGCAAAAGUGAAUUAAAAAACUCAAAUAAAUACAGGCAAAGGAAUAAUCAAUAAUUUCGGAAUUUGUAUGUUACUCGUAUUACUCAUACAAAAUAAUUAACAAUAAGUAUUUGAAAAGGUGUUAAGUUAUUCCGUGUAAUUAAACGGUAUAUAUGUAGUUAUAUCCAUCAAAAUGCAUCUAAAAACAACUCUUCACGUUAUACUUGCCUGCACAUUCUUUGCAUUUUGUAUGGGCUCGGGAGAUAUAAUUCCAAAAUGUGCUUUCGAAGAUACUGUCGAUUUGACAAAGAGUCAAAAGUUCAAUAAUGGUUCCUAUUUGUAUGAAGAUAUUCUGAUAACUCCCGAUCAGAUCAAUAUCUAUGAUUAUGAAGAGAUUUAUCAGGGCAUUCGACUGCCAAGGGAACCACAUCCGCGAGCGUGUCUGUGCCAGGGACAACGAAGUUGUGUUCGCUUUUGUUGCCAUCCCGCCCGGGAACUUAUUGCCAACUAUAGUCGUCGAUGUUCCGGUGAAAUGUUGCAGAAAGAGCUGGAAUACGAUCCAUACAUAAAUGUGACGCUCAACAAUGGCUCAGUGGUGAGCAAACAUGUUACAAAAGAAUUUACUGUGAUCCAGGGUGUGCCCUGUGCUGGAGCCUAUGCUUUGGCGCCCCAAUACGAUGAGGAGGACAGUUGGGUUAUUUUCGAAAAUGGUACCCUGCUGCGACACUAUGACAUGGCUUAUCUAAGUAAAAGGGACUACUGCCUAUUGCCAAUGGAAUUGGAUACUGGGGAAUGGGUUUUGAAUCCCAUGAACUGUCCCAUUCUAAAUGAAGCCUCACUUUCAUUGCAGAUCAAUAAUAUCGCCAUGGCCGUGUCGGUUCCAUUUAUUAUUUUAACCAUUAUUGUUUAUGUUUUUAUACCGGAGCUACGCAAUCUGCAUGGCAAGUGUCUGAUUUCAUAUCUUUGUCCCCUGGCCGUUGGAUAUUCGAUUUUAAGUACCAUCUCACUAUCCGAAGUUGUAUUUCCCAAUCUGGUAUGCAGUUGUUUGGGUUAUGUUGCAUAUUUUUGUUUCAUGAGUGCCUUCUUUUGGCUGAGUGUGAUUAGUUUCGAUUUAUGGCAAAAUUUCCGCCUAACCGGUUCCAUGCGUUUUGGCCAGCGUAAACGUUUUUGCUUAUAUUCCAUCUAUGCCUGGGGCAUACCAGCAUGUCUGACGCUUAUAGUUAUAGCCUUGCAGAAUUCCAACAUGAAUGAAUUGUAUAAACCCGGCAUUGGAGACAAUUAUUGUUGGCUGAAAACCAACGAUUGGUCUGCCAUGAUGUACUUCUUUGGGAUCAAUCUAAUAAUUGUACUUAUCGACAUAACCUUUUUCACCAUGACCUAUUUCAAGAUCACGGUAAUGCAAAGGGACAUUGACAAAAUUAUUCGAAACGAUACGAUUGAAGGAAGACACCAGCUGAGGACACACAAGAACAAUUUUGGUCUAUUUUUGCGUUUGUUCCUCAUCAUGGGUGUCUCUUGGCUACUGGAUAUUGUUUCGUACAUUGAGACCAUAGUCUAUCCCAAUGACAUUAAUCCCAUCUAUUAUGUUUCGGAUUUUAUGAAUGCCAUCUUGGGUCUGCUCAUCUUUGUUUGUUUUGUUCUAAAGCCCAAGGUUUUGUCGUUAAUCAAAAAGAGAUUUUAUGGUAAGCCAGAUGAAACUGACAACUCUACCCAUUCUGAAUCCGAGGAAGAGGAAAUCUCUUUGAAUAUUAUUGGCUCAGAUGUCAGCAAACAAAGGGAGGCGCUCAAAUGAGACCAAUGGUAAAACGGACCACAACAUCGCAACUCAGCCUAACGAACAUCAAGAUGACUCCAAUUCCGACACGUUGUUCGAACAUGCAAAGCUGAAUUGCCAAUUCCAUAGCAUAUUCAUAUGUCGAAUAAAACCUUCGCCCUGCCAAAAAGCUCUAAUGUAAACAUACUAUUAUUUAUACAAAAUUCAAUUAUUCAUUAAAUUAUUAAAAUAUUCGCGUUAAAUUACACUGCGACAAAAUUUUUUUUUAAUAAUUACAGAAAAAAUCGCGAGUGGAUUAUGAAAGCAGCGGUGAAAAUAGAAAAACUCGUGUAUGAUGAUCAAGAAACUAAUCCUUAAAUGUUUAUAUGUAAUAUUGCCGAAUACCUAAAUUGUAAGGACUCCAAGGAAGCUUGAUGUGAAAAUUUCAAAAAUGUAGAAGAUGUUGAUGAUAUUUGCCUCCUCUAUUUAGGUUGCUUAGCGAUGUUACCAUUUAAAGCUCUGAUACACGUGUCUUCCAUUCUUAACUCUGCUUUCAUAAUCUGCUUAAUUUUUCCCGUAAUUAUUGAAAACAUUUAAAUCUGUUUCACAGUGUAAUUGUUUGGAAAAUAGACAUACACUAAUAUUAACAAAAGUAUUAUGACAGCUGUAAGUGUGCUUGUAUGAACGUAUUUGCAACCUGCAACAUAGUGUAUUACUGUAAGGUGUAGUGACAAUAGAAGAUUAUUUUUUUACUGUUUUGUAAAAUAAAAUUAAACGACUUUAAAACCAAAAUUUUUUUUUGUUCUAUGUAAGUGAAAGAUGCCUAAAAUAAUUGGGCUUUUUAACGAAAUUAUUACAAAAUUACAAUGAAUAAAUUAAGACAUAUGUUUUGAGAAAGAAAUGGAUUUGUAUUAAAAAUCCUGGAACGGACCCCAUGCAAUUCUACAAAAAUCAUCACUUAUACCUCUUUAUAUAGAUUAUAUAUAAGUUUGUAGCAUUUAUUUUUACUUAAUUUAUUUGUAGAAUAGUUUGUAAUUUCAAUAAAUCAACAUUACGUUUUUUACAAAAAU
This is a messenger RNA of Musca domestica (house fly), 3007 nucleotides long. Its product is annotated as G-protein coupled receptor Mth2. The coding region runs from base 378 to 1976 and encodes 532 amino acids. Gene Ontology annotation, biological process: G protein-coupled receptor signaling pathway; cell surface receptor signaling pathway. The record is from RefSeq and is a predicted model, not a curated record. Gene Ontology annotation, cellular component: membrane. The transcript has 8 exons. Gene Ontology annotation, molecular function: G protein-coupled receptor activity. NCBI's taxonomy places the organism in Eukaryota, Metazoa, Arthropoda, Insecta, Diptera, Muscidae.